AUGCUUAUUUUUGUGUUAACAGAGGUGGCUAUUGAGAAAGGAAUAGUACAUGAAGUGACACAAAUUGCAACUUGCAACUUCAUCCAGUGUGGUAAUUAUCUGGGCUGGGCACACUUGACCAUGUUUCUAUGGUACUCUGAACUGUGCUGCACAUGUGGGAGGACAACAUCUGGAAUUCAUCUGUGUAGCAUCAGCAAAUUGGAGAUGAUCAGUCCGGGAGCCCACUGUGCCAAAAUGGAGUUGAUAGCCACAACAAAAGAUGGGAAGAAAAUCUGUCUGGACACAGAAGCUCCAAGAAUCAAGAGAAUAAUCCAGAAAAUGUUAGCACGUGAAGGGUCAGCUGAUUAAUCUGUUCUUGUUCUUUUAUACUGCCUAUCCCCAUAAAAGGGUAGAUUUCAGAAAUCUUAACUUGCCAGAAUUCUUUAUCCGGAAUAUUUGCUGCCACUGUAUUGAAAUUGGACUCUGACGCAGAGCAUUCCAUACAGGCUGGCUCAGCACUAUGACAGAAAAAUGAAAACAGACGCAUCCAUAGGAUUCUCUACUCUCUGACUCAUGGCUAUAUGUUGGACAGUGCUUGCUUUGCAUCUCCUUCUUUGAAGAUUUCUUUCCAAAUGUAUCUGUGUUCAUUGUUUUCACUGCUUCACUGUUCGAAUAGACAAGGAGCAGUCUUAGGAAUUGCUCAGAGCCCAGCAUAGUUACUUGUAUGCUCAAUGUGUGUUAAUAAAGAUUUUGAUUUCUUGGG
Messenger RNA from Ochotona curzoniae (black-lipped pika), 742 nucleotides. Its product is annotated as platelet basic protein-like. Gene Ontology annotation, biological process: inflammatory response; cellular response to lipopolysaccharide; chemokine-mediated signaling pathway. The record is from RefSeq and is a predicted model, not a curated record. Bases 1 to 348 code for a protein of 115 amino acids. The transcript is spliced from 3 exons. Lineage: Eukaryota; Metazoa; Chordata; Mammalia; Lagomorpha; Ochotonidae. Gene Ontology annotation, cellular component: extracellular region. Gene Ontology annotation, molecular function: chemokine activity; CXCR chemokine receptor binding.